UGGAGAAACUCAAAUGCUUCAAAAAUUAGAUAAAUCUAAAUGCCAGCUUUCAAGUCAUACUAAAAUAUCGUUUGUUUACCUUUUGUUGACAGACUUGGUUUUUCUCACCUUCAGUAAUCUCACAGCUAUGGCGGGUCAUUUUACAGAAUAAGAACAAUCAUAAUAAUAAUGAAUAUCACAUUUCUUCUCUUUGCUAAAAGCACUUUACCUGAAUUCCCACUCUAUCAGAACUUGACCUGAAAAAGUGAUUGAAUCCCCGUGUCAUUAACUUUUCUGUCUAAAGUCAAACUGUUGAGAUGGAGAAUUCACAGGUGACCUUCCGCACCAGAAUCUAUCACUGUAACAUUAACAGCCAAGGCGUGAUCUGCCUGGACAUCCUGAAAGACAACUGGAGCCCGGCCCUCACCAUCUCUAAAGUCCUCCUGUCCAUCUGCUCCCUGCUGACAGACUGCAAUCCCGCUGACCCGCUGGUCGGCAGCAUCGCCACACAGUACAUGACCAACAGGGCGGAGCACGACCGGAUGGCCCGGCAGUGGACCAAGCGGUACGCCACAUAGCGCCGCGGCAGCCCAGCGCGGCGCGCCGCCGUGUGUCCCCUGGAGCCGUCUUGCGGUGGAGCGCCGUCCAGCCCCACUCCCGAUCUUUGCUCACCACCCCUUCCUGUUUUAUUCCCUUCUUAAUUUCCAUUAACUUGAAAGAUCUGGUUUUUUUUUUUUUUUUAAUCCCUCCCCCUCCACAUGGAUGGGAACUUUGGUUUUCAGUGCAAACAGUGUCGGAUCUGUAAUAAUAAGAGCUUUCUUACCAAGCUUCGUAUUCCUGUGUGGUUUUGUUCCUUAUUGUCCAUUUUCUUUUGAUCCUUCCUUUUCUGUGAUCUUUGGGAAGACACGAAUUCAGAAUUCUAUCUCGUUUCUACUUCCAUGUAGCGCUUCGGGUUAAUUUUUUUGUACUGAAGUCUAUCGGUGGGUGCAUGCUACUGGGAACCAGAUUUUGUACAAACGCUUCAAUCAGAAUCACUGUGCAUUACUGAAGACUCUGUUUAUCACUAGCCUUCUGUUCCCACACUGAAGGCUGCCGGAUUGAACAAAAUAAUAUGUAUUUUGAUUUACUUCAAGUGCUUGUAAAUUUCUUAGGGACCUGCCACUUUUGACUGUGGAUCAGUUGAUGUACACUUGUAUUAUUAAAGCACUCAAUAAAUCACUGUGGCUGAUAAAUGCACUUCUGAUAA
Messenger RNA from Odocoileus virginianus texanus, 1225 nucleotides. The record is from RefSeq and is a predicted model, not a curated record. NCBI's taxonomy places the organism in Eukaryota, Metazoa, Chordata, Mammalia, Artiodactyla, Cervidae.